This is a messenger RNA of Talaromyces stipitatus ATCC 10500, 1455 nucleotides long. RefSeq names its product UV excision repair protein (RadW), putative. NCBI's taxonomy places the organism in Eukaryota, Fungi, Ascomycota, Eurotiomycetes, Eurotiales, Trichocomaceae. Gene Ontology annotation, cellular component: nucleoplasm; cytosol. Gene Ontology annotation, biological process: nucleotide-excision repair; proteasome-mediated ubiquitin-dependent protein catabolic process. The record is from RefSeq and is a predicted model, not a curated record. Bases 1 to 1128 code for a protein of 375 amino acids. The transcript is spliced from 7 exons. Gene Ontology annotation, molecular function: damaged DNA binding; ubiquitin binding; proteasome binding.
AUGAAGCUCACUUUUAGAGAUCUCAAACAGCAGAAAUUUACCAUCGAGGCCGAGCCCACAGAGACAGUCGGCCAGGUAAAAGAAAAGAUCGCCCGAGAGAAAGGAUGGGAGGCAUCGCAACAAAAAUUGAUCUAUUCAGGCAAAAUUCUUCAAGAUGCGAACACUAUUGAGUCUUACAACAUCGAGGAGAAGGGUUUCAUAGUAUGCAUGGUGUCAAAACCUAAGCCCGCCGCUGGAGGUCCUUCCACGCCAGCCAAAGCAGCGCCACCUGCAACCCCAAGUGCACCAGCCCAAGCUCCCUCGGCUUCUACAGCCGCCGCUCCACAAGUCCCUUCAACACCAACUCCAGCGUCUUCCGGGGCUACCACCGCUGCUACAGGCGAGGCAGCAGCAUUCAAUGACCCAUCAGCUCUGGCCAUGGGUUCUCAGGGAGAAGCGGUGAUCUCACAGAUGGAGGCGAUGGGUUUCCCGCGCGCUGAUAUCGAUCGUGCUAUGCGGGCUGCUUUUUUCAAUCCAGACCGUGCUGUGGACUAUCUGCUCAAUGGCAUUCCCGAAAACAUCCAGCAGGAACAGACUCAAGCUCGCGCCGCCGCAACCUCUCCAGCACCAGCACCAGCACCAGCACCAGCCACCACGCCCGCUGCCCCUGAAGCCACUGGCAACGAACCAGUGAACCUAUUCGAAGCCGCUGCGCAAGCAGGCGGUACAGGCCGUGGAGCAGCAGGUGGGGCGGGAGCUGGAGACGCUGGUGCAUUGGGCAAUCUCGAUUUCCUUCGCAACAACCCUCAUUUCCAGCAGUUGCGACAGCUUGUACAACAACAACCGCAAAUGCUCGAGCCUAUCCUGCAACAAGUCGGAGCAGGGAAUCCGCAAUUGGCACAGUUGAUUGGUCAGAAUCAGGAGCAAUUUCUCCAACUUUUGGCGGAAGACAUGGGUGAUGAGGGUGAACUUCCUCCUGGUGCGCACGAGAUUCGUGUUACGGAAGAGGAACGUGAUGCAAUUGAACGACUCUGCCGUCUUGGUUUCUCCCGAGACUCAGUCAUUCAAGCCUACUUUGCCUGCGACAAGAACGAGGAAUUAGCAGCAAACUUCCUAUUCGAGCAACCCGACGAAGGCGAUGACCAAUGAUUUUUCCUCUCGACUAGCUGCUACGUCUGUCAAAUAGUAUCUCCCAUUUUUCCUCUUUGCUUAAUUCCUCAUUAGUGAUCUCAAAUUCCCAUGAUGUUUAUUAUUCAUUAUUAUCCGUGGAUUAUGGAUGAAUUUAAGCGUGUUCCUUCUUUUCUGUAUUCCUUUACAUAUAUCUAGCUAUCGAUAUAGCAAUGAAGUGGAAACCCUUAUCAUUCUGUACUGCAUUCAAAAGGAGACCGCUUUGUGCAGGCCGUUGGGACGGUUUAUCGGGAUCUAAUACGUCAACUACUUUAGCAAGAUAGCUCGAUGGUGAAAUUCAACAGCUCG